AUGUUAAAUUUCAACUAUGUUAUGGAGACAACAGUUAAAAUUAUUAAUUCCAUCCGAGCCAAGCCCCUACAAAGAAGAUUAUUUCGACUUUUUCUAGAACAAGUCGAUGCAAUCUAUGGCGAUCUACCUUUACAUUGUGACAUAAGAUGGUUAAGCAAGGGAUUAAUUCUCAGUCGUUUCAGAGAAUUAUUAUCAUACAUUAAAGAAUUUUCUAAAGAAAACAACAAGAAUUGGCAUUUUCUUGAAAAUCCUGAUUGGCUAAUAAACUUGGCAUUUUUAACCGAUAUUACCAGCAAACUAAAUGAACUCAAUUUAGAAUUACAGGGAAAGAAUAGAUAUAUUAUCGAUAUGAUCAGUUCAAUAAAUGCUUUCAUAAUGAAGUUGGAAUUAUGGAUAUCUCAAAUCAGAAAAGAAAAUUUUACCCAUUUUCCUAACAUUGAAGAUGAAUUCACAAAACAACUUGUGAAUAAAAAUCAUUAUGUCAAUGAAUUUGCUAUGGUACUAGAAAAAAUAAUGAACGAGUUUAAUAACAGAUUUAGCGAUUUCAAGAAAAUUACUAUAUUAUGCAGUUUCUUUGUUUCUCCGUUCAUGGAUGUAGACAUCGAAAAUAUUUCAGAAGAAUUUAGCAAGAUUUUUGACGUUGAUCGAAGAAAAAGUCAAAUAGAAAUUAUAAAUCUAAAAAAUGACAUCACUUUAAAAUUACAUUCAAAUGUCAACAUGUGGAAAUUUAUGUCUCAGGAAAAAUAUCCAAUUUUGAUUGAUUCGUAUCAACGAAUUCUUUCAUGCUUUGGAAGCACAUAUUUAUUCGAAACAUCAUUUUCAAGUAUGAAAAUGAUAAAAUCUCAAUACAGGACACGUUUAACGGAUGACCAUCUUGGGGAUUGCAUGAGAAUAGCAAUAAGCUUAUACGAGCCAGAAUUUGAAAUAAUCGCAAGUGAAUUACAAUGCCAAAAAUCGCAUUAA
This is a messenger RNA of Octopus sinensis (East Asian common octopus), 963 nucleotides long. RefSeq names its product general transcription factor II-I repeat domain-containing protein 2B-like. The transcript has a single exon. Lineage: Eukaryota; Metazoa; Mollusca; Cephalopoda; Octopoda; Octopodidae. Gene Ontology annotation, molecular function: protein dimerization activity. Bases 1 to 963 code for a protein of 320 amino acids. The record is from RefSeq and is a predicted model, not a curated record.